AUGGCCUCGCACCGCAUCGGCGCCCGCGUCGCGGGCCUCUCGCCAGCGCAGCUGUGCGCCAUCAUCGAGGCGCAGGCGGGCGCGAGCGACGCCGCGCUGCGCGUGGCGGAGGAGCACGCCGCUCGGCUCGUGGAGCAGCCCGAGUGGAUCCUCUCCGAGGUCCUCCUCUCGCCGGACCUCGCCCCGCACAUCCUCGCCCAGCUGCCGACCACGGAGCACGCCGCCAAGGGGACGUGCCGCGCGUGUGUGCCGGCAGUCGCCGAGCAGUGUCGCUCACACAAGCCGCAGCACAAGUGA
Molecule: messenger RNA, 297 nt
Organism: Emiliania huxleyi CCMP1516
Lineage: Eukaryota; Haptophyta; Isochrysidales; Noelaerhabdaceae
Exons: 2
Coding region: 1-297 (98 amino acids)
Source: RefSeq, a predicted model, not a curated record